This is a messenger RNA of Strongyloides ratti, 1209 nucleotides long. RefSeq names its product JmjC domain-containing protein. Gene Ontology annotation, molecular function: histone H4R3 demethylase activity; sequence-specific DNA binding. The transcript has 4 exons. Gene Ontology annotation, biological process: negative regulation of gene expression; positive regulation of translational termination; protein hydroxylation. The record is from RefSeq and is a predicted model, not a curated record. The coding region runs from base 1 to 1209 and encodes 402 amino acids. NCBI's taxonomy places the organism in Eukaryota, Metazoa, Nematoda, Chromadorea, Rhabditida, Strongyloididae. Gene Ontology annotation, cellular component: cytoplasm; nucleus.
AUGCUUCAAAAUAAGCCUUGUCUUUUUGAAAACUCUUUUACAAAAUUAUGGAAAAUAAAUGAAUUAUGGUUAAAAAGUGAUGGGAGUUUAAAUUUAGAUUAUCUUUUAAAUAUGUAUGAAACAUUUAAAUGUCCAGUUAUCGUUGAUGAAAAUACAUCACAAUGUGAAGAAAUGACAUUCAGAGAGUACAUUGAAAAAUACAUUUUUAAUAAAAAAAAAGGUUACUUAAAAGAUUGGCAUUUUCAAAAUUUAUGUCAUAAUAAUGGGUUGCCUCAAGUUUAUGAAUUGUUUUCAAUUUUAAAGUUUGAUUGGAUAAAUAAUGAAGAAUGGACAACUUCAUCUAAAAAUAAUCCUUUUGGUGAAGAUUAUAGAUUUUUAUAUUUUGGUCCAGAAGGGACAUGGACAAAAUUUCAUUGUGAUGUUAUGGGUUCAUACAGUUGGUCAGCUAAUAUAGUUGGAAAAAAAAUUUGGUAUUUUGUUCCAAUAGGAAAUGAAAAGUAUUUUUUAGAUAAAAAAUGUGGUAAUAAUAACUAUAUUAAUGAUAUAAGAGAAAGAAAAGAUAUUUGGAAAGAAAGUGGUGUUUUUGAAGUUACACAAAAUCCUGGUGAGGUAAUUUUUGUUCCUAGUGGUAUGUGGCAUCAGGAUUUGACAUUAUCCUUGAAUCAUAAUUUCAUUAAUGCAGCUAAUAUUGAAUUAGUCUAUGAUCUGUUAAUAAAAAGAAAACUUGAUGUAGAAAAAGAAAUCGAAGAUGUAAUAUCAAUGAAUGUUUAUACAAAUGAAGAGAUCAACAAUAUUAAGGAGAACAUUUUAAAACUUGAUCUUAAAAUUAAUUUUAAAAUUUUUAAUCAACUGAUAGAAAAAAUUAAAAAUGAAAGAGAAAAUUUUGUAAACUUUUUUAAUGCUAAUAAUAUUGGUAAUGCUUUAAUUGACAUAAAUGAAGUAAAUAAAGAAAAUAUUUGUAAAAUUAGUGAAAUUUACUGUACAUGUGAUGAAGAUAUUUAUGGAUUAAAUACAUCAAAUAUUAAACCAUUUUUGGAAGAAAAUACUACAAAUAUGACUGAUAUCAUACCAAAACAUAUGAAAGAGUUAGAAAAUAAUGAUAACAUAGGAUUUACAAAUGUUAAAAUGUACUUAGAUUCUUCAUGGUUUAUUAUUUUUAAAUCUCCAGCAUUUAUUAAUAGAAGAUUAUCAACAAUAAUAAAUAAUUAG